AUGACACAAGCACUCAGUAGGACUGUUUGCAUUAUAUGUGGCAAAGAAAAAGCCGCAUUUAAAUGUGGAGGAUGUUCACAAGAAUUUUGUUUUAAUCAUUUGGAAGAUCACAAACAAGAACUAAGUAAACAAUUCGAUGAAGUUGAAGUUAAUCGUAAUAUCUUUCGGCAAACAUUUACUGAGCAAACAACUAAACCACAAAAACAUCCAAAAAUACAACAAAUUGGUACAUGA
This is a messenger RNA of Rotaria sp. Silwood2, 234 nucleotides long. Lineage: Eukaryota; Metazoa; Rotifera; Eurotatoria; Philodinida; Philodinidae. The record is from the annotation of a GenBank genome assembly.